CGGUCCCGCGCGGAGGUGGCGGCCGCUGCCUGCCUUUUGCCCGCGCUGAGGGGACCCGCGCGGCGCCGGCCCUGCUGCCCCUUCGCCGCGGCAGCGGCUUCGAGGGUCAGAAAUGACUACCCCAAACAAGACACCACCUGGUGCUGAUCCAAAGCAGUUAGAGAGGACUGGUACUGUUAGAGAAAUAGGCUCACAAGCAGUUUGGUCUCUCUCAUCCUGUAAGCCAGGAUUUGGAGUGGAUCAGUUACGAGAUGAUAAUCUAGAAACUUACUGGCAGUCAGAUGGAUCACAGCCUCAUUUGGUGAACAUCCAAUUUAGAAGAAAAACAACAGUGAAGACAUUAUGUAUUUAUGCAGACUACAAAUCUGAUGAAAGUUACACUCCGAGCAAAAUCUCUGUCAGAGUAGGAAAUAAUUUUCAUAAUCUCCAGGAAAUCCGGCAACUUGAAUUAGUGGAACCAAGCGGCUGGAUUCAUGUUCCUUUAACAGAUACUCAUAAGAAGCCUAUUCGCACGUUUAUGAUUCAGAUUGCUGUUUUAGCUAAUCACCAAAAUGGAAGAGACACUCACAUGAGACAAAUCAAAGUGUACACCCCGGUGGAAGAGAGCUCUAUUGGUAAAUUUCCUAGAUGUACAACAAUUGAUUUCAUGAUGUAUCGCUCCAUAAGAUAAAAUUUCUUAAUGAGAAAUAAUAAAAGCAUUUUUUGAUGGCAGUAUCAUUGCUUAAGUAUUCAAAUACUUAAAAAGCAGGGUUUACUUCAGUGUAAUUAUAUCUUUAUGUUUAUACUUUGUACAAUUUUGAAAUAAAGAUAAUCUUGUGUUACAGUA
Messenger RNA from Gymnogyps californianus (California condor), 826 nucleotides. It is a transcript of the gene ANAPC10, whose product is annotated as anaphase promoting complex subunit 10. The transcript is spliced from 5 exons. Bases 113 to 670 code for a protein of 185 amino acids. Gene Ontology annotation, biological process: protein K11-linked ubiquitination; anaphase-promoting complex-dependent catabolic process. Gene Ontology annotation, cellular component: anaphase-promoting complex. The record is from RefSeq and is a predicted model, not a curated record. NCBI's taxonomy places the organism in Eukaryota, Metazoa, Chordata, Aves, Accipitriformes, Cathartidae.